CAACAGGAACAACUCAAAACUGUAUGGAGGGGCACCAAAUACAACAUGAGAUAAGUGACCUCACAAACCGACUUCACUCACCUUGUACUCGUACCUGCCCACAAUUCCAGACCCCAGAUUCUGUGGAUGUUGAGAAGUCGAAGCUCUAUCAAAAGCUUGGGUCUCCAGCUUUGUGAGGAUCACCGGCAACCAAAUUGGAUCCUCCCCAGACCCUGGCAAUCCGUCCAAUCCCCUGCGCCCGAGCCUCAAUCUGCAACAAUCGCAUGUCAUCGCAUCCUUCUCUACAGUAUUUCCCUGUCCUAUAAAUCGCCCCAAGUGCUUCCGUCCAGCGAACUCUCCCCAUAGAAGCUCUAUGCCCAGAAGCAGUUCUCUAGAAAUCUCCGUCCGAGAUUGAUUCAACGACCCCUCAACAGGCCGCCAGCUCUUUUGCAAGUCACUACAACAAUCCACCGAGCUCAUCCGACGAAUAGUCAACCCGCCGGGCGACAUUGGAUGUCCGCGCUCAUAGGGGGCUCUUGUGAUUAUAGUAGAAGGAGGCGCGAACGGGGACUGGUAUGCAGACGGCAAGGCUCAAGGCUGAAGCGCAAGGUCGGAAAGCUAAGGUAGGUCUUCUGCGGAAAGAGAAAUACAGAUGGAAUGUGCUACAAGAGCGACGUCAAGUGGUGGAUGGCAAAAGGAGCGGAGAACUAACAAGUGUCACAGCUUGCCAACUCAUACCAUGAGCUACUGGAGUAAGCCUCCCCCUAUUUUGCGUGCCAUUUCAAAGCCCAGAUGUUAACUAGUGUUUGCUGCAGAGAGUUCUCGUCGAAAGACCUUCGGUCCGUUGGGAAUUAUACACUUGGACGACUGAUUGGAAGAGGGUCAUUUGGCAAGGUGUAUCUGGCCUCCCAUAAGCUUAUACAUGGGUCAAAAGUAUGUGGAUGGUUCUUGGUAACUGCGGUUCUUAUGACUGAUGGCUCUAGGUCGUUCUCAAAUCCGCCAAAAAAGACGACUCGAAUUUGGCCCGCGAGAUACACCAUCACCGGCAGUUUCUACAUCCUCAUAUUGCCCGACUAUACGAAGUAAUAGUUACCGAAACUUUAGUAUGGUUGGUGUUGGAAUACUGCCCAGGUAAGGACAAUGCUCCUGUAAAAAGGGCAUUCGCUAAUUGAACAUGUAGGUGAUGAACUGUACAACUAUCUUUUGAAAAAUGGGCCAUUACCGGUCGAGAAGGUGCAGAAAAUAUUCACACAGUUGGUUGGCGCUGUUUCAUACGUCCACAACUCCUCCUGCGUUCACCGAGAUCUGAAGCUCGAGAACAUCCUGCUAGACAAGCACGAGGACGUUAAAUUGGUAGACUUCGGUUUCACAAGAGAGUAUGAAGGAAAAGCCAGCUAUCUUCAGACCUUUUGCGGGACGGUUUGCUACAGCGCGCCAGAAAUGUUAAAAGGUGAGAAAUAUGCCGGAGAAAAGGUAGAUGUUUGGAGUUUAGGCGUUAUUUUGUACGCUCUUCUGUGUGGCGAGCUUCCAUUCGACGACGACGACGACAAUGUCACAAGGACCAAGAUUUUGGGCUCUGAGCCAAAAUGGCCAGACCAUCUUACACCCGACGCUCGUUCCUUGAUAGGCCUCUUGCUGUCAAAAAGGCCGUUGCUUAGACCAGCACUGUCUGAUAUACUCACGCAUUCUUUUCUGACAGAACAUGCUCCGCAACAACAAGCCAUAUUAAAAUUGCAGCAACCGGCCCCUUUCACUACGUCUCUGGAAAAAGAAACUUUGGAGCGAAUGCGGAGUGCGGGAGUUGAUAUAGAUCAAGUCAUAGAAAACGUUCUAGCUCGACGUUGCGAUGCACUGGCUGGGUGGUGGUCGCUACUCAUUGAAAAGGAACAGCGAAAGCAAGUACGAAGGGAACGUAAACGUAAAGAAAGAGAAGCCGAGAACCGAGCUUCUCGUAGACUCAGUGCUGCGAGUAGUCGCCUCGAGCGAACGGCGCCAAUUUUGACUGGAGUGGAUGAAGAAGGACAGGUAAUCAGAUUAAGUGAACCACCGAGAAGCAGAGGCAGAAAAGAAAGGCGUAGCGCACACUACCCAGAUCUCAUUCUUACGGACCUUCCGGGGUUGCCAGAAAACGCCCUACUGGAUUCUCCGGAGGUUGCAACACCUCCGCCACCUAUUGAGAAGGAUUCCAUACGGUCAGCCAGUUCAUCAAGGAAUCGACGACCUAUCCCACCUCCUAAAGAAGGCACGCUCCGAGGAGCCAGAUCUAGGGGUAGUACUUUACAGCUUGUUACGCAUAAUCCUGAUCUCUUAUCGCCUCAUACGAAUGGCACCUCGCCUAGGCCUAAGCGACGGAGACACCAGCAUGGUUUUAUAAACCAACUCGCUCAUUGGAAGCACUGGAUUUUGGAUAAUGCUAAACGCGCAAGAUCUCCUGGGAAGCGAACGGCACAUUCAAGUCCAGAUCUCACCAAGUCUCCGAAUAGUUCCAAAGCGGGUACAAAGGAGCCUAGUCCACGACCUGCCACCUCAAAGACACCUCCAUCGUCAAGGCCUACUCUGAGUUCUGGACCACAAUCUCAUCCACCUCUCGCCCGUGUGUAUACGACACCAACCAAUAAACGACAUUCUCUCUCCCCUGUACCACUAACUCCUCGAUCAACUUUUAGAAGAUCAAGCACGGGUCUUCGGGGACGGAAGUCUACUUCAUCGUCCGUAUCUUCUGUUCGCACUAUUCAUCAUCAUCACCAUACUCAUUCAAAAGCAUCCUCCACGUCUUCAAACGGGUCGGUAUCCACGAGUAGAGUUUCUGCUCCCAACCGGAGUCCACAUCAUUCCGUCAAAGUUCUUCCCGCCACCCCAACUACCUCUGCCUUUCCCUCCAACAUUCGUGUUGUCCGCCAGGCUCCAAUCUCAGCCUUCAAUGAAGCUGCCUCUUGGGGCAACAAUGCCUCAUCCAGUUCACCGUUUGGAGGUGGCCUCGUCUUUGCGAAGAGGAAGAAGAAUCUCUUCAAGGGGCCCAAUCUAAAUACAUCAAACCCUGGUCCAAGUGGAAGUACUAGGACAGGGAGUCAUAGUCGAAGUGCAAGUGUGGCAGGACGAAGGAGUGGCGAAAUAAUCGAGGAAGAGGACGAGGAUGAAGUUGAGGAGGUAGAUGCGUUUAGUCCAAUUGCCGAUGAUAUGGUUGAAGAGACUAUAUUUCCAGCCGACGAGACUGCCCUCAAUACGUCCAAAGACCCUUCCUGAUGGCAAAUGUCAUACGGCAAUUUCGGAACUAAUAGGACGAGCGUGCGGUGAUGUAUAUGUAUAUUCGAUAGGUUCUUGGACCCAGAGACGUGGUAACGAAGAUUGUUUUGUUUUUCUUGUGUUCACAUUUUAGCGAUUUCUUGAGACGAGGCUUAGGAGGCCUCGUUCUCCUUUUUGUUUCUGGUGGAUAUCACUCCAAGCGCUUUUUGUGGCAUUUCUUGGUGAAAGGGUUGUUUUUGACGAUUUUAUCUUUUCAUGUUCUGAAUUAUCUUUUUUAAUGCUCAACUCCUCGCGGGGCGGGGGUCUUCCAUCAUAUAGAUCUCUUCUUUUUUUUUCCUUUUCCGCAAAAUGUUUGUGGUAUUACAGUACAUAGGGUAGUGGGGAAUUUCAUUGUCGACUUUCUAUUCUCGGGUGAAAACUGCUAAGAGGGGCUUUUGUUGAUGGGGGGUUUGUUGCAUGGAAGGGUUGAGGAAUGGAAAGAAAUGGAAAAGAAUGAAAAAAUGAGAUUGGUUCCUGAUAGUGUUCUCAUGUCUCUUUGUAUAUUAUUGUUUAUAGAUGGGUGUGGCAAUUUUUGAAUUUGGACUUUACAGAGGAAAUUAAGUUGGG
This is a messenger RNA of Hymenoscyphus albidus, 3828 nucleotides long. NCBI's taxonomy places the organism in Eukaryota, Fungi, Ascomycota, Leotiomycetes, Helotiales, Helotiaceae. The record is from the annotation of a GenBank genome assembly.